Messenger RNA from Penicillium manginii, 786 nucleotides. Its product is annotated as SH3 domain-containing protein. Bases 1 to 786 code for a protein of 261 amino acids. Lineage: Eukaryota; Fungi; Ascomycota; Eurotiomycetes; Eurotiales; Aspergillaceae. The transcript is spliced from 4 exons. Gene Ontology annotation, cellular component: ESCRT-0 complex. The record is from RefSeq and is a predicted model, not a curated record. Gene Ontology annotation, biological process: protein transport to vacuole involved in ubiquitin-dependent protein catabolic process via the multivesicular body sorting pathway. Gene Ontology annotation, molecular function: protein binding.
AUGGCGAGCGACUUCUCUGCGGCCAUGACCACUCGGUCGCUCCGCAUGGUCCGCACCGAACUGGAAUUCCUGGCCGAUGCCGGUGUCAUCAAUCCUCGACAGCUCUCCUCUUUUCUUGCCGAGCUGCCCGCCGACUCUCAGUCCCAGCCCCAGUCUCAGGCCCGCGCGCACCAGCCGUCGCCCAUCAAUGCCCGCGCACAUCAGCCAUCACCAGCACCAGCGCCAGCGCCGUCGCCUCUGCCAGAGCCUGUUCACGCACAGCCGCCCCCGGGCCCGUACUCGCCUCCAUCAGCGGCCAUGUCGAAUCACUCCCUGAACGAGAAAGCUCCGAUGCAGAACCAAUAUGCGGCUCCACCUCCCCAGGCCCCGCCAGCCUAUCCCCAAGUCCCGCCGAUUAUGUCGCUGGCCUCCGCCCUAUACGCAUACACACCGACCGAUCCGGGCGACCUUGCUCUGCAGCCGAAUGAUCGCGUCCAGGUUACUGAGCACAUGAAUGAUGACUGGUGGCGCGGUCGCAACGAGCGGACUGGCAUGGAGGGUAUCUUCCCUCGAAGCUACGUCAAUGUGAUUAACGAGAAGGGUGGAUUCCAGUCCCCUCCGCCCACUACCAACUACGGAAAUAUGCCCCUGGCUGUUAGCCAGAGCGGAUCGGGUGACCCCAACGACCCGGAGAAGAAGAGCAAGUUCGAGGAAGGUGGCAAGAAGUUCGGAAAGAAACUGGGCAAUGCUGCGAUCUUCGGUGCUGGUGCUACGGUCGGCUCAAACAUCGUCAACAGCAUUUUCUAA